Thermothelomyces thermophilus ATCC 42464 is the source of this 1941-nucleotide messenger RNA. RefSeq lists its product as uncharacterized. Gene Ontology annotation, cellular component: nucleus. The coding region runs from base 118 to 993 and encodes 291 amino acids. The record is from RefSeq and is a predicted model, not a curated record. The transcript has 3 exons. Lineage: Eukaryota; Fungi; Ascomycota; Sordariomycetes; Sordariales; Chaetomiaceae.
GUCGGGGCUCGACGAAGCGAGAUCCGCAGUCGCAAAUUCGGCCUCCCUUGUAAAAGAGAGGCAUCGGAGACAGAGACAAGAUCCAUACGACAUUACCACGAUUCACAGGAGCACAAAAUGGGAAAGAAGCGCUCAAGAGAAACCGACGGGCAGGGGGACGUCAGCAUGGCCGACCCGGCCGUGGACAAGAAAGACGAUGAUAGCUCGGACGACGAGGAGGACAUGGACAUUGUCAACGUAGACUUUGAGCUGUUCAACUAUGACCCUCAAAUCGACUUCCACGGCGUCAAGACCCUCCUCCGGCAACUCCUGGACGUCGACGCCCAGCUCUUCGACCUCUCCAGCCUCAGCGACCUCAUCAUCGAGCAGAACACGAUCGGGUCGACCUGCAAAGUUGACGACAAGGCCAACGACGCCUACGCCUUCCUCACCGUGCUCAACCUACAGGUGCACCGCGACAAGAAGCCGGUCGCGCAGCUGAUCGAGUACCUGGCGGAGCGGGCCAGGAGCGACGAGAGCCUGGCCGCCGUCGUGCCGGAGCUGCUGGCGUCGGACAAGCACGUGGGGCUGGUGCUGGCGGAGCGGCUGCUCAACAUGCCGGCCGAGGUGAUCCCGCCCAUGUGGACGUGCCUGAUCGACGAGAUCGAGGCGGCCGUCGAGGACAAGGAGCCGUAUGAGUUCACGCACUACCUGGUCGUGUCGCGCGCCUACCGCGAGGUGGAGUCGACCCUGGACCAGACCGAGCGAAAGCCGAAGAAGGCGCGGGAGGUGGCCGAGCUGCAGUACUUCCACCCGGAGGAUGAGGAGAUGCGCAAGCACGCGCUCGCGUCCGGGACGUACGAGUACGUCAAGGAGGGCGAGUUCGUCGCGGACAGCAAGCGGGCUUUCCAGGAGAUGGGGAUUAAGUCGUGCGGGUUGAUAAUGCUGAUCGAGGCGAGCAAGUUCUCGGGCGCUGUGCAGGCCAUCACCGAGUACGUUGGCACCGCGACAUAGGACACGAGCCGGGCGGCGGCGGCGGGACACAAGAAGGAACACAAGAAGGAACGGAUUGGGCCAAGCCAACCACAAAAAGAAACGAAACAAACAAGAAAGAAAGAACAGCUUUCCUCUAAAGACAUCAUCAUUCCACCGGCUCCAGCCUCUGCAUCAGGUACUCGACCUCGACCUCUUUUGUCAGAGGGAUGACAAAAUCCUCGUACAUAGCCACGACGGCAUCCACGUUGAUCUUGCUCUGAUCCCACCCGUUGGCGCCCAACGAAGGGUCGGUCCCGUACGUCUGCGCCUUGAGCUUUAGCCUCUCCAACACCUUCUUCUCAACCGCCUUGUUCGUAAUCGCCUCGCCGAUCCCGUCCCUGUCGCCGGCGCGGAUCAGGCGGGUGAACUUGUCCGUCUCGGACCGGAACUUGGACUCGGCAACGAAUUUGCCAAAGUGGAUGCGCCUCGACAGGGCCUGCAGGCAGGCAAUGUCGCACGUCGCCGACGAGCCGUAGUUCUCUUGCGAGACGCCCCGGUCCCCGUGGCCAAAGUCCGGGCACACCUUGGGCAAGAACUUCUCGAUGUAGAACUCCUUGAUCUUGUCGUUGACGUUGACCUUGUUCGGGUGGAGGAUCCGCGGGUAGCGGAGCGAGGGCAGGAUAGGCUUCUGCACAGCGUCCGGGAAGAAGGGGACCUCGUCCGGGGACUCGUAGCGGCGGAUCAGCGACUGGAGCUUCUCCUGCUCCCUCAAAUACCAGUCCAUGAAGCUCAGCUCGCUGUCGGGUAUGGGCACAGCCCCGGGCGUGUAGAUGUUCCUGUUGAGCGGGAACUGCACGCGCUCAAUCAGAUGGAAGGUGAUGGUGUCCUCCAGCCGGAUCAGCUGGAACCGGAUGCGCGACAGGUCCAGGGCCUUGGAUGGCUCCGAGAGGUCGAUUAGCGAGUCCAUGGCGACAGUGGGCUUUGGAU